AUGCGCAGGUCCCCACGGCCAGCCCAGCAGCCAGUGAUCCCGUUCCAGAGGCUCAGAGCCAAGUCCACUGGGACCUCUUUGGGGAGGAAGGCCGAGGCCUGGCUCCUGGGAGCGCUGAGGGGCACCUCUGAGGAGGCGGCUUCAGGGGACGCCUUGCAGGGACGGCUCCCCGGCCCCGCCCCGGGCUUCCCCGGCCCCAGGCUCCCGGUGCCCGCAGUGUGGGCGCGUUUCCUGCAGCGGCGGCGGGGUGUGCCCUCCUGGCCCGACGCCCGGGAGCUGGGGGAGGAGCCCCUCUUGCUCAAGGACCUCGAGUGCCGCUCCCCGCUCUUGCCCAGGCCCUGGGACCUGCGGCAGCUGCAGGUGUGGGAGCGCCCUGUGGCCUUGCAGGCAGAGCUGGCCCUGACGCUGCGGGUCCUGGGGACCAUGGCCACCUCGACCCUGGGGGACGUCCUGGACCAGCCCCUUCACACGCUGGGCCACAUCCAGUCCCAGCUGCAGGCCUGUGUGAGUCCUGGGCCCACAGCAGGCCCCAGGCCCCAGGGUCGCCACCGCCACCGCCUGUCCCACUGGCUGCAGAGGCUGCAGCAGGCCCCCGAGAAGGAGUCCCCCGUCUGCCUCGAGGCCUCUGUCACCUUCAACCUCCUCCGCCUCCUGGUGCGAGACCUGAAGUGUGUGGCCAGUGGACACCUGUGCGUCUGACCCACACCCUGCUGCAUGUCCCAGCCCCUUAGAUAUCAUGAGGCCC
Molecule: messenger RNA, 745 nt
Organism: Marmota monax (woodchuck)
Lineage: Eukaryota; Metazoa; Chordata; Mammalia; Rodentia; Sciuridae
Product: interferon lambda-3-like
Exons: 6
Coding region: 1-699 (232 amino acids)
Biological process (GO): cell surface receptor signaling pathway via JAK-STAT; defense response to virus; innate immune response
Molecular function (GO): cytokine activity
Source: RefSeq, a predicted model, not a curated record